AAUAACUUCCCAGGAAUACACACACACACACACACACACACACACAUCAAACUGAUCAAGCUGUUGCCGGAAGUUAUUGAAGUAAGGGUCUGAUGAGGUUUGAGAUUUUGACUUUGACUCAAUGAAAAGUAUUUUAACUUCUGUCGUAAAAUAAGAAUAAGAAUAAGAAUAAAAGAAAAACUAAAAAAUAUAAUAAAAUUAAAACUUACCUGUAAUUGUGACAUAGAAGCCGAAACAUCUAAAGAUGGGGGUGAAACUGUCCAAAGUGCCACUUGGAGUGAAGGCCCAAGCCAACACAACAGGCAUGAAACUUUAUAAAUUGGUCGAUCUGAAAGGCGGCGGGGAACUUGUGGAAUGUAUGAAGAAUAUGAAGGAUCACAAUGAACUGGACAAAAAAAUCAUUAAAGAUGUGACCCCUUUCCUCUAUAACGGAGGAGCAGGUAAAAAAAUCCACAUCAGUGAGUUUAUCAAAAAGCGAAAUGAAGAGAGAGGGGGUAAGAAACCUAUUUCCUCCAAAGAAAACCAAGGCAAAAGAUUUUUACAGAAAAAUAAAACCGACGAAGAAGAGACAGAUGAUCCAAAAAUGUACCGUCAUGUCUGUUGGAAGUUCGAUGAACUUGGCACCGUGGGUGAGACCAUUCUACAUAUGUGUUUGUUGAAUUCAACAUCAACUCAUGCUGACCUAGCAAAGAGGCUUAUUCGACUGUUCCCGGUGCUAAUCAAUGACAUUUACCAAAGUGAAGAAUAUUAUGGUGAAAAUGUGUUACACAUGGCCAUUGUAAAUGAAGACCCAGCCAUGGUGAAGUUUCUUCUGGAUCAUGGAGUUGACUAUCAUCAACGUUGCUAUGGAAACUUCUUUUGCCCAGACGAUCAGAAGGACUCCCGAACAGACAACUGGGACCAUGAGGAAGUGGAUGUAUGUUUGGAAACCAACUUUGAGGGGUACACCUAUUGGGGAGAGUACCCCCUAGCAUUUGCUGCCUGUGUUGAGCAAGAAGAAUGCGUACGCAUUCUAUGUGCGAAAGGAGCAAACCCAAACUUACAAGACUCUAACGGAAAUACCAUCAUGCACAUCUUAGUCAUAAAAACCAAACUGAAAAUGUUCCUGCUUCUUUACUCGUUUGGUGCCCGUCUGUCUAUCAAGAACCGUCAAGGUCUCACACCACUUGCAUUAGCAGCAAAACUGGCAAGAAAAGAGAUGUAUGACCAUAUCAUCAACUUGGAGAGAGACCAGUAUUGGGAAUAUGGAGUGGUGACAUGUCGUGGUUACCCUCUCAAGGAAAUUGACACAAUAUCGGAGAAUGGAGAAAUCAACACCAAUUCUACACUAAGUUUUGUUGUUUACGGGGACAAAGAGGAACACCUUUAUAUGAUGGAUGGUAUUAUAUUCAGUCUGUUUUACCGACGCUUCCUCUUCUUCACCGUUUAUUUUAUAAUCUUCGUCAUCGCCUUUGCUCUUCGUCCUGGGGCCGACCCUCGACUCAAAGACUUCGCCAAAACCCCAAUAUCCUACGUUAAAAAUCCAAACAACUGCAGCAGUAAAGGUUUGACCGAACGAGUCCUCGAAGACCCGAUUGAACCCUGCUACUUGCUCUUUCCUUACACGGAUUAUGACUACAUCCGUUUGCCCGUGGAAGUUCUUACAGUAAUCUGUGCCGGAAUUUUCCUGACUUGUGCAGGAAAAGAAAUUUACUAUCAAGGAAUUCGAAUAUUUUCAAUGACUUUGAAAAGAGCUCCAUCGAAGACCAUGUUCCUCAUGUCCUGUAUAUUUGUUUUUACCAUGGUCCCUGGAAGACUCACCUGCAGCCAUGAAUACGAGGAUAUUAUGGGUGUUAUGGCUAUACUCUGUACAGCUCCCUACUUUCUCUUCUUCUGUAGGGGCUUUGCUAUAACGGGACCCUUUGUUGUGAUGAUUUACAGUAUGAUUAAAGGUGAUCUCCUUCGUUUCUUCAUCAUCUACGGAAUAUUCCUCAUGGGAUUUUCUCAAGCAAUGUAUAUCCUAUUCAGAGAUAACGUGUGUUCACUGUCAAGUCAGCCGUUGGAAGCCAUUACAAGUCUUUUCAUUGUUUCUCUCGGUACUUUUGCUGAUUUCUAUAAUUCUAUUGAAAAACUGAAAAGAAAUAGCGUGAUUGCCAAAUUUAUAUUCCUGGUAUAUUUGCUCUUGGUAUCACUUCUCUUGAUCAAUAUGCUGAUUGCCAUGAUGGGUAACACCUACCAACUUGUGGCCAGCCAACAGAUGGAAUGGUUUAGACAGUGGGCUAACAUAGUACUAGUGGUAGAACAGUCUGUAACGCCACAAGAACGUGUUGAACAGCAGAAACAAUAUUCACAAUGUCUGGCAGAUGGUCGAAGAGUUCUUGCUCUCCGUUGUAAUGUUGACGAAAUCACCAACAUCGAGAGCAAUUCUGAUGAUGAAGAGUAACCACUUUCAUUCAUUUUCUUUACUCCCUACACUCUAUGUUUGAAGUUUACUGAAGAGUUCUGAUCACCAUACUCUCUUACUCAUUUCUCACAUUUCAAUAAACCAACAUACUCUUUCAUGGACCACUAUAACUCACCUAUCUGAACCCUCUCACUGCACAAAUCAGAUACAUCCACUCAAAUUUUCAUUACAGUUAACUAUGGAAAACAGUUGUAUAUACUAAACCAGGAAACAGGCCCUAUGAGCCUAUAUAACUCAGAAAGGAUCUAUUUCAAGACCCAGUACAUCUCAUCUUAAUGAAUUGAUACCCAUUUUUAUUCCACAGUAUAAUCUCAGCUAAAUAAAUCAUAUACUCCUUUCUUUAAGAUGUUAAUGGAAGAAGGUACUCUGAUAUUAACACUGCAGUAUAUUGCUAGUCGUCCAUGGUUUGCUAAACUCCUAAUUUAAUAUAUUUGUAUACUCCUCCUGUGUUUAUGAGGCAAUGUCCUCCCCCACUCCCGUUCACUAUUAUUUGCUGUUUAACUCAUCAUAGUUAGAUGGUGUAGAAUAUUACUAUCUUAGUACACACACACACACGCAGAGCUAUAUAUACAUAGAACUUAUAUACAUUAGCACACAUACUAUUACAUACACACACUCAUAUAUAUAUACACAUAUACUCACACACACACAUAUAUAUAUACACACACACACACACAUACAGACAUAAGUCUGUAUGCAUGUAUGUAUAUGUAUGUAUAUA
Molecule: messenger RNA, 3164 nt
Organism: Octopus bimaculoides (California two-spot octopus)
Lineage: Eukaryota; Metazoa; Mollusca; Cephalopoda; Octopoda; Octopodidae
Product: transient receptor potential cation channel subfamily V member 5
Biological process (GO): calcium ion import across plasma membrane
Cellular component (GO): plasma membrane
Molecular function (GO): calcium channel activity; protein binding
Source: RefSeq, a predicted model, not a curated record